AUUACUCAUCCCCCUUAUCUGUGUAUCUCACUCACAGAAACAGAAACACGCAGAGACGUUGAGAGGGGGUUUAGCCCUGCCUCUUUCAUGCUUACACACCCUCUUGCUCUCGCUCUCCCUCUCCGUCUCUCUUCACGCACACAUAUUAGUCGCAGCAGCAGUGAGCAGAGGAAGCCAGAGCGAGAGAGCCUCCACCGCGACCAGAGAGCGGCUCAUUGCGUGCAGCCGAGCCGUGAUGAGGCGGUCAGCGGGAGUCUGUACCGCCGGGGAUGAGGAGGAGGCUGGGUAGGAGAGGGAGAAAAGGCUUUGUUCUAAUUAAAUGUCUCUCGCUCUCUGUCUGCAUCAUGCUGUACUUCCAGCUGGUGAUCAUGGCCGGGACCGUCAUGCUGGCCUACUACUUCGAGUACACCGACACCUUCAGCGUGCAUGUGCAGGGCUUUUUCUGCUACGACACCACGUACACAAAACCGUACCUGGGACCGGAGGACAGCAGCGCCAUCCCGCCCGUCCUGCUCUACGCCCUGGUGGCCGGGCUGCCCACACUGCUGAUCACAAUAACGGAGACGGUGCUGUUCCUCGUCCAGUACACGUCCAAAGAGUUUGACCGCUCAGAGAAGACAGUGGCCACCGGGGACUGCUGUUACCUCAACCCGCUGGUGCGCAGGACCUUCCGCUUCCUUGGAGUCUACACCUUCGGCCUCUUCACCGUUGACAUCUUUGUCAAUGCAGGCCAGGUGGUGACGGGGAACCUGGCGCCCUACUUCCUGACGGUCUGUAAGCCCAACUACACAGCGCUGGGCUGCCUACAGGCCCUGCGCUACAUCAGCCACCAAGAGGCCUGCACUGGAAACCAGGACGACAUCCUGCGAGCCCGCAAGACCUUCCCCUCCAAGGAGGCUGCACUGAGCGUCUAUGCCGCUCUCUACCUGGCUAUGUAUGUGACGUGCACGGUGCGGGCGAAGGGCACGCGGCUGGCCAAGCCUGUGCUGUCUCUCGGGCUCAUGUGUCUGGCUUUUCUCACCGGUCUGAACCGCGUGGCUGAAUACCGAAACCACUGGUCGGACGUCAUCGCCGGCUUCAUCAUCGGCACUGCCAUCGCCACGUUCCUGGUGGUGUGUGUGGUUCAUAACUUCAAAGGCAAGUUACUGCUGAGUGAAGAGUCCCCUACGGAGCAGCGGCCCAACACAGCCAUGCUGAACCUGGGCCGGAUGGAGAGUCCUUUGGAGAAGUACAUCGCCUCACAGAAUCACAUCGCCUUCGCUGAGGUCACAUGACGUGGAGUCGGCCGUGUGGCAGACCCAUUGGACGUCCACGCUCUUCACCGUCCAAUCAAAUUAACCGGAGCGCAUUGCUAAACACAUUGUGUGUGUGUGUGUGUGUGUGUGUGUGUGUGUGUGUGUGUGUGUGUGUCAGCUGUAUGUUUUUCUGUGCUGUCUUUAUCAGGCCCUGCUGUCAUUUGCAGCUUCUUGUAUUCAAGGUGAAAGAAAGAAGAGUCAGUGACUUCUGCUUUCUCCAUCUAUGCACUUAUUCUGAAUUCUUGUUUGUGGGACAGUAAAGGAAUAAGCUCUGCUGAGGUCAAAUAUGUUGUCAUGUGUUGUCACAUGAGAUGCAUCAGAACAUCCAGAGGACUGCUACGAACAUCACGGUACGACUUUGACAGCUGGGCCCGUAUUUAUCAAACUAAUUCACUAAAGAUCAUGUGCUCACACACAUAAGAAUGAGAGCCGUUUACUCAAGUCUUUAGACUUGAAAUACUCUUUGAGAGUAGCAUCUUAGGGUCUGAGAUGGACGUGGUACAGAGACUAGUUGUGGACUUGCCACCCUUCAUCAAGUGUACGACUUAAAGUUCUUCUUGGAUCUUUGAUAAAUAUGGGCUCAGGUCAAAGUAACAAAUCAGGAAAAGUGCAAAACCUUCUGUCUUUGUGUUCAUACGUCAUACUCCUGACAUCUCUAUGAGGUUUCGUGUGUGUGUGUGUGUGUGUGUGUGUGUGUGUGUGUGUGUGUGUGUGUGUGCAGUAUUCCAACCAAUGAAAACACUAUACACUCUUAAUUCUGCAGCAGACAAUCACCACCUCACUCUCUUUCCUUUUGAUCUCCUGUUCCUUGUAGUUAGUGUAGUGUAUGUGUCCCACAGGAGGGGGGGCAUGGUGAAAACAGCACACAGUCUCUGCAACCUCUGGUCAAAAGAAUGCAAUUAGGUUUGUUUUAUUCAUGUGAAAGCUAAAAAAUACAAAGGUCAGCCUGACUCACAGGCCAAACUGAGAUUUUAUUGUAUGCAUUUAUUACAUAUUGUAUUAGUCACACAUCGUCUUGUUUCACUUCUGAUGUUUUCUGUUCUGUCUAAUCAGGUUACAGUGAUUGCAGUUGAGAUUUCUCUGACAAAGUGUUUAUUCAGGGCCUGUAUCUUCAGUAUGAAGCAGACUGCUCUGCACAACAUUAAACAUGAGAGGAUCCUCUUCACACAUAACACGUAGGUGUUUGCUUCUUCCCCAGAUUCAGAUGAGAGGAUUUGUUUUAUUAUUAUUAUUAUUAUUAUUAUUAUUAUUAUUAUUAUUAUAGUGUUACCUCUGUGUACAGUACGGAUGAAGACAAAGACUGGACACAGAGGAACCUUUUUAAUGUUGUGUGUUAUGUUUUAAGAUCUAAGGAUACAUGACCAGCUAUGUUAUCAUGUUACUCUGGGUAACACAGCAAAGUAAACAUACUUCACAUUAAAAUAAUGAAAUAAUAUGAAAGGUUCUGGCUGAAUCAACCUUUGGAUUCGAUAAAUCACUUGAACCUGCAUUCAUUCAUAUUUUUGGCGAGUAAGCCCAGUUUGUGACUCUUAUGUACUACAACUAAAUGAUAUACUGUUUGUGUGUGUGUGUACAGUAUAUACAUGUCACUAUUGUUUUAGGUUUUCAUUACAAUAAUGUGUAUAUUCAGCAGCAUGGUGAGGUGACAGGUCAGGGGCAGAAGGAGAUUGAGGUCACCAUGUUUAUAGUUUGUUACGGUCUGACCUCUCUGGUGUGCCCUGUGGUGAAUCCUCCAGUAACACAUACAUAAAUCUAAUGUAUUUCAUUAGUUUAUCUCUUGCUUUACGUUCACAAACCACAAACUCCCUGAUUUUUGAAUGAAGACUGUUUAACAUCCAUCCAUCGUCUACCACUUAUCCGGGGUCGGGUCGCGGGGGCAGCAGCUCCAGUAAGGAACUCCAAACUUUUCCGGGCCACAUCCUCCAGCUCCGACUGGGGGAUCCCGAGGCGUU
Cottoperca gobio is the source of this 3247-nucleotide messenger RNA. Its product is annotated as phospholipid phosphatase-related protein type 5-like. Gene Ontology annotation, molecular function: phosphatidate phosphatase activity. Gene Ontology annotation, biological process: signal transduction; phospholipid metabolic process; phospholipid dephosphorylation. The record is from RefSeq and is a predicted model, not a curated record. The transcript is spliced from 6 exons. Bases 270 to 1274 code for a protein of 334 amino acids. Lineage: Eukaryota; Metazoa; Chordata; Actinopteri; Perciformes; Bovichtidae. Gene Ontology annotation, cellular component: plasma membrane.